Messenger RNA from Salvia splendens (bonfire salvia), 1030 nucleotides. RefSeq names its product protein PATRONUS 2-like. NCBI's taxonomy places the organism in Eukaryota, Viridiplantae, Streptophyta, Magnoliopsida, Lamiales, Lamiaceae. Gene Ontology annotation, biological process: regulation of mitotic cell cycle. The coding region runs from base 171 to 869 and encodes 232 amino acids. The transcript is spliced from 5 exons. The record is from RefSeq and is a predicted model, not a curated record.
CCCAAAUCAAAGAGACCAGGUUUUUUCUUGCCGUUGAGAAAUCAAAGAAAGUAAAACGAACGCAACAGAAAUCUAUUUCCAGAUUCCAUCCAAGAGUAAUACAAAACAAGUUACCAUUCUGACUUUGAUAACAGCUUGAGAUCAGCAUUCUUAACUGCAAACAAGAACUCAUGGCAACCCCAGCUCAUCGCCUGAUCCAAGAUCAGAACCUAAACUUUCUCUACAGCACUACUCCUGGGGGAAAGACUGAUGUAACCAAAGCAGAUAAGAGAGGAGGUCUUGGUGGAAGGAGAGCACUUAAUGACAUAUCCAACUCAAGAAACCCUUCUUCGUUUCACUCCAAGAAGAAAGAUAGCUCCAUAAAUGUCAUCUCUAUUGACAAACAUCCUUCAACUGUGAAAGGAGAGUCAUCCAAGGCAGCUGAGAAAGGUAGAGUUGGUGGUAGGAAAGCACUCAGUGACCUCACAAACUCCGUUAAGCCACGUCCAAAGCAGAUCCCAAGUUUGGGGAGGAAAUUGAAUGCUGUUGCAGAAGAAGCGAAAGAUGGUUUUCUACACAAUCAUCAGGGAUGCAUCAAAGCUCAGACGAUGAGUGUUGACAAGGACUACUUCUUGAAGACAGUAGGACUGGCUAAUGAUAUUGCUGCACUGCCAUCAGCUAGGAAGGCGCUUCCAUUGUCAUCAAAGAAGCUGGAGGGUUAUGUGAAGCAUCCUACAAUGGAAGAGCUGCUUGAGCUCCCUAGCUGCUUAUCGCCUGCUUGUCGAUCUCCUCAGUCACUGAAGGGGCCAUAUACGAUGUACAGGGAGGAUGACUAUUUUACUGAUCUGAUGAUGAUCGAGACGCCUAAGCUCAAGUAUAGCGGUUUCUGAUAAUCUGUUUUAUCAUGCUGAAGCUUACUUGUAGAUUGACUGCUGCUGAAGGGCUUACCUUUGUAUGCCUUUGUUUUGCUGCUUCUUGGUGUAGUUGUUAGUACAUAUGUUCAGCUAGCUUAUCAGCUAGCAUUUUGCAAGAAAUAUGGUCAAUUGGAUAA